Molecule: messenger RNA, 3969 nt
Organism: Malania oleifera
Lineage: Eukaryota; Viridiplantae; Streptophyta; Magnoliopsida; Santalales; Ximeniaceae
Product: G-type lectin S-receptor-like serine/threonine-protein kinase At4g03230
Exons: 8
Coding region: 626-3751 (1041 amino acids)
Biological process (GO): recognition of pollen; protein phosphorylation
Molecular function (GO): protein kinase activity; ATP binding
Source: RefSeq, a predicted model, not a curated record
GAAGUUUUGUAAGCCUUCUUUUCAAAGCCGUCAAAUGAAUAGUGCAGCUAUCAUAUAAAUAGUACAACGACCAUAUGAAUAGUACAACCCCUAUGUUGGACUUUGAAUAUUAAAAAUGACUUUACAAUUCAACACAAAAAAUAAAUAAAUAAACCCCGGAAAAAAAUUUCAUGAGACCUUCAACUUCUCGUAAAAAAUUAAAAAUGAUAAUACAGGUCAACCAGGUCGUCGGAGCUGCAUGUUUUCCAGAUCACAUAUUCUUUUCAUCAAUCUUGCUUUCUGCUUUUACUAUAUUUUUUUACCUGUUAUUUUGUUUUCACCUGCCAACUUGAAAAAGAAUAUGUGAUCCGAAAACAUCCGACGACCUGGUUGAUCGGUCUUUUCAUUUUUAAUUUUUUUAUAAAGAAGUUGAAGGUUCCACUAAAUUUACUUCCGGCUUCUGGGUUUUAUUUAUUUAUUUAUUUUCCCUCUCUUCUAACCAAUACAUUCAUCCAAAUUCUCAUACCAGCUUUAACCAGAAAGUCAUGGACGGUGCAUCCAAACCAAAGCUUGUUUUGUUUUUUUAAUUUUGAAAAAAUUUGAGAAACCACCGCCGCUGAGCGAAGGAAGGAAAUUCUUUCCCAUCAUGAUGAUGCCGUUGCAUGCCAAUCAUUUCACGCUGCUUACUGUCUUCACCUUGUGCAUGUUCUUCAUCCGUUCAUCUCUUUUAUACUGCUCUGCUAGAGAUUCCAUAACACGAGAUGAUCCAAUGCGCGACGGGGAAACGCCACUUGUUUCAGCCUGUAAAAAUUUUGAACUGGGAUUUUUCACCCCUCCAGGGAACUCCAGUCACAGCCGGUAUGUGGGCAUAUGGUAUUACGGGUCGACACCCCCAUUUGUAGUAUGGGUUGCCAACAGAGAUAACCCUUUCUAUCAUUCCUCUGGAGUUCUUGCCAUAGAUACUGAAGAUGGGAACCUCAAAUUACAGGAUAGAGAGGGGAAUACUUCCCAUCCUAUUUCUACAUCGCCUGGACCUUCUUCAUCCUCACGCAGAAAGGCGAAACUCAUGGAUUCUGGGAACUUGGUUUUGAUUGAAGAAGACGAUAAGGGUGACUUGAUGACCAAUAAAACUCUGUGGCAGAGUUUUGAGCACCCAACAGACACGUUUCUUCCCGGCAUGAGAAUAGAUCAAAAUAUGACAUUGGUUUCAUGGAAGAGUGUGGACGACCCGGGGACUGGAAGCUUUUGUUUCAAGCUAUAUCAAGUGGACGAGCCUGGUUUCGAGUCCACCCAGUACAUCAUCCUCAAAAAUAGGACUCGUUAUUGGAAGAGUGGUGUCACAAUUAUUGCAUCUAAGGAUUACAUGCUGAAUGCAGUAGGUAAGCUUCUAAACAACUCUACCCAAACCAGAGUGCUCUCCAACACUCAAUACAAUUUCACACACUUGAAGCCCUUAUACAACAAUAAUGCGACACUGGUGAUAAGAUCCUCCGGGGAAAUACAGUAUUUAACGCGGUAUUCUAGUGGGAAAUGGUAUAUGAUUUGGUCAGAGCCAAGAGACCGAUGCAGCACGCUAUAUCCGUGCGGAAGGUUCCGCAGCUGCAGCGUUAACUAUGGAUUGAUGAUGUGUAAGUGUUUGCCUGGGUUCCAGCCAGCACAGCCACAGGAUUGGUAUUCGAGAGAAUAUUCAGAUGGGUGCAGAAGAAAGUCGGAGUUAUGCGGCGGAAAGGGUGGGAUGAAUUACACAUUCUUGAACUUGAAGAUGAUGGACGUUGGACAUCCAGACGAUAAUCCUCGGGUUUUCAGUGAGAAGGAAUGUAGAGAACAGUGCCUUAAAAAUUGCCAAUGCGUUGCUUAUUCGUAUGAUAAGAAGACAGUCAAUCAGCGAGGCGGCAACAACGCAUGCUCGACUUGGUUCGGUGAUCUCAAUAAUCUUCAGGAGAACAUCCCUGGCGGCCUCAACCUCUCCGUCAAGAUAGCAGUUUCUGAUACAGAAUCUAUAAGAAGGAAUUGCAACCCUUGUGGCACAAACAUGAUUCCCUAUCCCUUGAGCACUGCACAGAGCUGCGGUGACUCGGCGUAUCGCAGUUUCAGCUGCGAUGAUUCCACAGGCCAGGUUAGCUUCCAGGCAUCGACAGGCACACAUCAGGUCAUUGGCAUCAACCCAGAGGCAAAAAGUUUUGCUAUCCUGGUAAGAGUGACGGGCAUUAAUUGUGCCAUAGGUAACGUUUUGCAGCUCAACCAGUCCUCGCCGUUUUUUGUGAGAAAUAACAGUGGCUUAGCCAAAACUAACUGCACAGAUUUGCCAUUUAACAAAGGAGAUAAUGCAUUAGUAGAGAUUGGAUGGAAGCCACCGGUACUAGAGCCAAGCUGUGCUUCAUCUGCAGACUGCAAGGAUUGGCCGAAUUCAACUUGCAAUUUUACGAGGCAAGGUAGCACCAAAAGGUGUAUCUGCAAUGCGAAAAUUCCCUGGAAUGGCUCAAUUCUAAAUUGUUCCCGAGUCUCAGGAAUAAUAAAAUCUCGAAAGAAAAAGUUCUCAUUUCCUUUGAUAAUUGUAAUGACUUCUACAAUUUUAGUGGCUUUGGUUGCUCUAUCAUGCACAAUAGUUCAUAAGCCUUAUUUAUGGAGAAGAUCAAGGACGAACACAAGGCAAGAAGUAAGAGCAGGGGCUCUUGGAAAUCCCACACUACGCUUGUUUGAUAGUGAAACAAUCAAAGGCUUGAUGGACUCUGGUCAUUUAAAGAAAGAUGACAAAAAUGACAUAGAUGUCCCAUUUUUUCAUUUUAAGAGCAUAUUGGAUGCAAAAGAUAACUUUUCAGAUGCAAAUAAACUUGGACAAGGGGGGUUUGGUCCUGUUUACAAGGGUAAGUUUCCUGGAGGACAUGAAAUUGCUGUGAAAAGGCUUUCUAGUGCUUCAGGACAAGGCUUAAGGGAAUUUAUGAAUGAGGUUGUGUUGAUUGCGAAACUGCAACAUCGUAAUCUUGUUAGACUUUUGGGCUAUUGCAUCAAAGGUGGUGAAAAGAUUUUGCUCUACGAGCAUAUGCCAAACAAAAGCUUGGACACCUUCAUAUUUGACCAAAGCUUGUGCUUAACGUUGAAGUGGGAGAAACGCUUUGAAAUCAUUUUAGGAAUUGCUCGAGGGCUUCUUUAUCUUCAUCAGGAUUCUAGGUUGAGAAUUAUACACAGGGAUCUAAAAACAAGCAACAUUCUACUAGAUGAAGAGAUGAACCCAAAAAUUUCAGACUUUGGCCUUGCAAGGAUCUUUGGGGGCAAGCAAACAGAGGCAAACACCAACAGAGUAGUUGGAACCUACGGUUACAUGUCCCCAGAGUAUGCAUUGGAUGGGAUUUUCUCAAUCAAGUCAGAUGUCUUUAGUUUUGGUGUUGUACUACUUGAGAUCAUCAGUGGUAGAAAGAACACAGGAUUUUAUCAGUCACAACAAGCAUUGAGCCUUUUAGGCUAUGCAUGGAGAUUAUGGAUAGAAGAGAGGGCAUUGGAUUUGGUUGAUCAAGUACUUAGACAAUCAUGUGAUAUAAGUUCGGUUUUAAAGUGCAUAAAUGUUGGAUUGAUAUGCGUACAAGAAGAUCCAAGUGACCGCCCCACCAUGUCAGAUGUGAUUGUCAUGCUUGGCGGUGAAACAAUCACUCUGCCAACUCCAAAACAACCAGCUUUUAUUGUUAGGAGAGGUUUUUCUAAUGCUAGUUGUUCUUCUAGUAAACCACAGCAUAGCGUGAACAAAGAGCUAACGGUCACUAAAGAAGAAGGUCGAUAAAAGGAUGAUUCUCACGAAUCAAAUAUUGAGCUUUGCAAGAUGGGCUUGCCUUUGUUUGUUUACUUUAACAUUAAUAUUCUUCUUAAGUAAUUGUACAACUUUGAUUACUAAUUUUUAGUCCUAGUUGUAUGUAAUUUGCACCUGUUGUAUUUAGUCUUAUUUAAUACACAUAUUUUUUUUAUCAGAAAAUUAUAAUUAAUACACAUAAUUAAUUGCAC